This is a messenger RNA of Candidula unifasciata, 789 nucleotides long. The record is from the annotation of a GenBank genome assembly. Lineage: Eukaryota; Metazoa; Mollusca; Gastropoda; Stylommatophora; Geomitridae.
UUGGUUGGGUGUGCAGCAUUAGGGAUUGGAAUCUGGUUGCUGGUAACAGAUUUUGGUGCACGGAAAGUGACUCCCAUAGUGGGUAACCAGUUGUACGAGGUGACGACGUAUUUGUUGAUAGCAGGAGGAGGGGCAGUUGCACUGCUGGCUUUCUGUGGCUGCUGCGGGACCAUAAGAGAGGACAAGUGUGUGCUUUCCUUUUAUGGGACUACACUUGCAAUUGUUCUGAUUGUGUUGGGAGCAGCAUGUGGGCUGGCAUUCUUCUUCAGAAGUGAACUAGCACACAAGAUACAAGACAGGAUGCGAGACACACUGUCAGUAAAUUAUGGCUACGAUGUGCGGACAAACACAGAGAACAGACGCAUCACAGAAGCUUGGGAUGCUAUGCAAAGACAGCUAGAAUGUUGUGGAGUUGUAGGCAAUGUUACCUCAUUCGAUUCCUGGAUGUACUUUAUGUCAAAGACGAAAUGGUCUGGAGUGAAAAAGGGUCCAAACAGACGAGUACCAGACAGUUGCUGUGCACCUGGCGACCUAAACAUGUGUAUUGGAGAGGCUGAAUUCCACGGACCCCCACGUUUUUUCCAUGGCCACAGGGAGGAUCUGAGGAAAACCAACCCAUAUUUGUAUACAAAUGGCUGCUACGACAGGUUAAUAGACCAUCUGAAACAGUAUUCAGCAAUUGUUGGGACUGUCGCAGCCAUUGUGCCUCUAUUUUUGGUUUUUGGAAUUGUGAUAUCGUUUUGCCUGUGUGCUAGAGUGUCCGGAUAUGCACAAGAGGAUGAUGUAUAA